UGCUAACAUUAGCGCGGCAAGAGCUGCCUGUGACGACAUGGCGGACAAUUACAGUCAGGGGAAGGAGCCUUGCCAGUGACCGAGAAGGUGAGCGUUCUCCCCGCAGCUGACACAGGUGCUCCUCCGCUCGUCCCGUCCCCCCCUUCCCGGUGCUCUCCGCCCCUCUCCCCGUUGUGGCGCACCGGAGGAGAGCAGCUCCCCGAGACCCAUCAACAUGGCGCCGCUACUGGCUCACACGUAACGUCGCCCAUGUAGGAGAGAACCGGACAAAGCGACGGGACAUGUGAGCUCAUCCACCCCGGCCACGAGCAGGUUUGUCAGGGUUUUCCAGCAUGUUUGGGAAGAAGAAGAAACGGCUGGAGAUCUCGGCCCCGUCCAACUUCGAGCACCGGGUCCACACGGGCUUCGAUCCGCGGGAGCAGAAGUUCACCGGGCUGCCGCAGCAAUGGCAGAGCCUCCUGGCCGACACCGCCAACCGGCCUAAGCCCAUGGUGGACCCCUCCUACAUCACCCCCAUCCAGCUUGCACCCAUGAAGAUAUCUCCCAAGAAGGUCCGGCCGUCCGAAACGCCCAAAACCAUCGUGCGGGGGAACCGGCCCCCCAAAGACGCGUCCAUCAACGGCCUGCUAGAGGAGUUCGACAACAUCUCGGUGACGCGCUCCAACUCGCUGCGCAAGGAGAGCCCGCCGGGCGCGCACCAGGCGGGCGCCGGCGCCAGGCCCUCGGCGGGCGCACGCCACGGCGGCCCCGAGGAGAACGGCUUCGGCCACUACUACUCGCGCUACUCUUGCGACUUGGACGCCUCCGGCAGCCGGGACUACGCUCUGGACAAGCCGGGCUUUUCCGUGGACGGGGACUGGGGCGUGGGGCGGCACUACCGCUUCACCAAGCAUAACGGCCACUCGCACCAUAUCCGCAGCCCCUUCUACCCGGACGCCAUGCCCCAAAAGUUGGACUACGGCAAGCUCCCGCCGGACUACCACACCUACCUGGAGAGCAAGGGGCGCUCCACGGACGAGGUGGCCUCCACGGUGGGGAGCGGGGUGGGCUCCAGCGGCUACUACCGGGCGUCGGUGGGCGGUUCGUCCAGCCAGGACUACCGGGACACGUCGGUGGGAACCCCGUCCCGCGCCUCCCUCCGCAGCGAGCAGAUUAACUACCCGGACAGCGAGUGGAGCUACGGCGGCGUGCGGGACGACUACGACAAGAGGCCCAAGAGCUCGUACGUGAUGCAGACCAGCCCCACGCCGGCCAUCAGGCAGAGGUCCCGCUCGGGCUCCGGGCUCCAGGAGCCCAACGUCCCCUAUGCGGCCGGCGGGCCCUUCAAGAACCCUGCCCAGGCCCACCCGUACAGCUCCUACACGUACCCGCGCCUGUCGGAGAGCCUCGGCGCCUCGCAGACCGUCGGCAAGGGCGACUACGAGCGUCCGUCACGGGACGGCAGCCCCCACGCGGCGACCGGGGACUCGUACCCGCGCGGCCCCCUCAAGCUACCUCAGAACCACGCCAAGCCCCCCGGCUACCCGCCCGUGCACCUGCCCUACCCGCCCGUCUUUCACCAUUACAAGCCGUCGCCCUACCACCACCCGCCGUCCCAGCCCAGCCCGCCGUACACCCCGCAGGGGGCGUACUCCCAGCCGUCGUCACCCUACAUCCCCCCGGGGGCGUACCCUCCGCCCUCGUGGGGCUCCAGCUCCGACACUCAGCCCUCCAGGGUGUCUCACGAGCAGUUCCGAGCCGCUCUGCAACUCGUAGUCAAUCCAGGCGACCCCCGCGAGUACCUCGACAGCUUCAUCAAAAUCGGCGAGGGCUCCACGGGCAUCGUGUGCAUCGCCAGCGAGAAGCACAGCGGAAAGCAGGUGGCCGUCAAGAAGAUGGACCUGAGGAAGCAGCAGAGGAGGGAGCUGCUCUUCAACGAGGUGGUGAUCAUGAGGGACUACCACCAUGAGAACGUGGUGGACAUGUACAAUAGCUACCUGGUGGGAGACGAGCUGUGGGUGGUCAUGGAGUUCCUGGAGGGAGGGGCGCUCACCGACAUCGUCACGCACACCAGGAUGAACGAGGAGCAGAUCGCGACGGUGUGCUUGUCGGUGCUGCGUGCGCUGUGCUACCUUCACACGCAGGGCGUCAUCCACCGAGACAUCAAAAGCGACUCCAUCCUGCUCACCAGCGACGGACGGAUCAAGCUGUCCGACUUUGGCUUCUGUGCCCAAGUGUCCAAAGAGGUGCCCAAGAGGAAGUCGCUGGUGGGGACGCCAUAUUGGAUGGCGCCGGAAGUCAUCUCCAGACUGCCUUAUGGGACAGAGGUGGACGUGUGGUCGUUGGGCAUCAUGGUGAUCGAAAUGGUGGACGGCGAGCCCCCGUACUUCAACGAGCCCCCCUUGCAGGCCAUGAGGAGGAUACGCGACAACUUGCCCCCGCGGCUAAAAGAGUCGCACAAGGUGUUGUCGGUGCUGCGCUCCUUCCUGGACCUGAUGCUGGUGCGAGAGCCUUCCCAGCGAGCCACCGCGCAGGAGCUCCUCCAGCAUCCCUUCCUCAAACUGGCCGGACCGCCGUCCUGCAUCGUGCCCCUCAUGAGACACUACCGCCACCGCUGAACGCACACACACACACACACACACACACACACACACUUUUGUGGUUCCCGCCCCCUGUCAACACUCACACUCGUAACCGUGACUUAGAUUAGCUAACCAAUACAAAGAAAAGACACACAAGUACCAAGAAAAUAAGGAACUCAAAGUGGACUGCGGUCAUUUUCGUCCCCUUCGAGGACCUGAGCGGACCCCCGAGAUUGUGGGCGGGGCCUCAGUCCAUCUCUGCCGUGCGCGACGUCUGCGCUUGUAUUUUAAUGAAGAGCAACUUGUAAGAUUGAGUGUACAGUUUUGAUAACUUUGAGUAUUUGAUGGUGUGGUAGCCAUUGUGAUAUGAGCAGUAUUCAAUAGACUUUCCUACUCUUUAUAAUACACUUUUUUUCAUUAAUAAAUAGAUAUACAAACACACAUACACACACACACGCACACAUUAAAUAUCCCAAAUAAACCCACUUGAACCCAGCUGUUACUAAAAAACAAAAAAAAAAAAAACAAACAAACAAAAAAAACCUAAAUAUAUUUAUUAUUAUGAUCUAUCUUUGUAGACAGAACUUCCAUUAAACGGGCAAAAAAGGGUAAUGUCAGACAUUUUCUAUGGACUUUUUAAAGUAUUUAUUUAUUGAUUGCAAUUCAUUUUUGUCGAGUGUGGCCUUUUUUCUCAUUCAUUUUCUUAAUUUUUAAAAAUUAUUUCAUGAAAAAGAAAGGCGGCGGUUGACAGGGAUCUACUUAAAUACACUCAAAUGCAAUGAAAUGGCAACUUGACUUUGUUUUUGUGUCAAUAAAAAUAUUCAUUGAAAUUAUUGAAUAUAAUAUUAUCUUCAUUCAUAUAAGGACUAUUUAUGAAUAUAAUUACAAAAACACCACAUAUUAGACCUUAGCCCAUGAAAUGUUUCCAUGUAAUUUUUGUUUUGUCAGUUGAACUAAAAAAUAAAAUACUUAAAAAAAGAUAUUUAACUUUUUCAAGAGAUCAUCAGUCAUUAAAAUAUGAAUAUUGAAUUAUUGAAACAACACAUUUUAAAUGACCAACUAUGAUAAUCACAUACAAUUUACUGUAUAUGAUAUUGAUAUAUAUUCCCAUUAGCAUUUCGUCGCUGUUGGGCAGAAUCCUCGCAUCUCCAAAAUGACAAAAAGCCUUAAUGACUUCACCGAAGCUAAUGACGACGGUGAUGUCAUCACACAAACGACGGUGAUGUCAUCACACAAACGUAGCUCUGUGGCUGACCAGUUUUCCUUCUGCACCGAAACACGACAGUGGUCCAUUUUUAACAAAACAAGCCUACUCAAAUGUAUCAAACCUAACUAUUUUGAUUCGAUAUUGUCUAAAACAAACAAAUCCAAAAAUAUCGAGACUUUAAAUCAGACAAAAUGCCGCGAGCCUCCCACGGAGUGAGGAAGAGGUGGAGUUUUACAGCACUUCUCAGACAGUUGACGCGGAGUUCAUAGAUUUGCUCUCAGGCUAUUUUCAAAACUUAAGAUUGGUUACAAUGCGUAAAAAUAACAGACAACAUUGGGAAAAUUGCAUCAUUAGUAUCGAUUUGUGAGAAAAUAUGAAAUGGCCCAUAUUUGGUUUCUGCUUGACAGCCACAAUUAUUUUUUUAAUGUAUAUUAUUACAUGUAUAAUCUAUAACAAAUAAUAUACAGUUCAAAAAUAAAUUUAGGAAAAUGACUAAAAUAUAUACAAUUUAAUAUUUAUUAAAUAAUACUUUUAAAAGUCCAUAUAACACGUAUUGCUGUAUUUAUAUUUUUGUUUAAAAAUUAUAGAAAUAUAAUUCAUACUUUUCAAAUUCAAAUCAAUUCAUACUUGUAAAACCAAUUAAGUGCACAAUAUUAUUUACACACUGUUGUGUAAUUUAUGAAUGAAAUUACAUCAAAAAUAAAUACCUAAAAAUAAAAAAAAUAUGAAUAUAAUAAUUAUUAUUUUAAAUUAUAGUAACAUAGUUGGUUUUGUAUGAUACAAUGAAACCAAUAAUGUUAACAUAAAUGAAGUCGUCAUUUUAUGAUUUGAGUGUAUAUUUUGUUAUUGCAGGGAGCCAAUGAAGCUGAUGUGUGUCUGACACACUUAUUGUAGCACACGACAUUGAGGGAAAAAAUUCAAAUAAUAAUAAAAAAAAAGACUACUUUUUUACAAAGACGGAGGCUAUAAAAUGAAACAAAAAAAGAAUAUGAUUCCUCGUCAUUGCCAUGAAAUCACCUGGAAUACGACAGUGUAAACCUGCUGGCAUCCAUUUUGACCCAUCAGUCACUGUGAUAUGUAAAUACGACUGCGUGCGUGCGUGCGUGCGUGUGUGUUGUACAGUGACGCUGCAUGUCUGUGAAGAUGCUUUCAAUUAAAACAAACUUCCAUAAGAA
Phycodurus eques (leafy seadragon) is the source of this 4943-nucleotide messenger RNA. RefSeq names its product p21 protein (Cdc42/Rac)-activated kinase 5 (gene pak5). Gene Ontology annotation, biological process: cytoskeleton organization; protein phosphorylation; apoptotic process. Gene Ontology annotation, cellular component: cytoplasm. Lineage: Eukaryota; Metazoa; Chordata; Actinopteri; Syngnathiformes; Syngnathidae. Gene Ontology annotation, molecular function: ATP binding; protein serine/threonine kinase activity. The record is from RefSeq and is a predicted model, not a curated record.